AUGGGCGAUCUAUGUCUCAGGAUCGCAAGAUUUCAGGACUGCAAAAGGAGAGAAGGAAGAGGAGAGACGGCGUUGUUCGUUUGGGUGCUCACAAUGGAUAAGAUGUCAACUGGUAAACAAAGACAAUUGUUCAGUCGGAGCAGGUGCUGCGAUGGUGAUCGUGGGAUUCCAGAUCGUUUGUGUCAUGCUCUUCACGUUACGAUCAUUUCUUAUCACUCCCCAGGCUUCUCAGGGAGAUCUUAG
Penicillium digitatum Pd1 is the source of this 243-nucleotide messenger RNA. NCBI's taxonomy places the organism in Eukaryota, Fungi, Ascomycota, Eurotiomycetes, Eurotiales, Aspergillaceae. The record is from RefSeq and is a predicted model, not a curated record.